This is a messenger RNA of Malassezia vespertilionis, 3684 nucleotides long. It is a transcript of the gene HMG1, whose product is annotated as hydroxymethylglutaryl-CoA reductase (NADPH). NCBI's taxonomy places the organism in Eukaryota, Fungi, Basidiomycota, Malasseziomycetes, Malasseziales, Malasseziaceae. The transcript has a single exon. Bases 1 to 3684 code for a protein of 1227 amino acids. The record is from RefSeq and is a predicted model, not a curated record. Gene Ontology annotation, molecular function: hydroxymethylglutaryl-CoA reductase (NADPH) activity; protein binding. Gene Ontology annotation, biological process: coenzyme A metabolic process; ergosterol biosynthetic process; isoprenoid biosynthetic process. Gene Ontology annotation, cellular component: peroxisomal membrane; endoplasmic reticulum membrane.
AUGGCGUCGUGCUCUGCGCGACGGCCAAUUGAAGUAAUUGUGUCUGUGUUUGUGCUUGUGACGUUUGCGUAUUUUUAUCUGGUGCACGCAUUCACACACUCGGGCCUCUUCUCGAGCCUUUCCGACGUUGCGUCCUUGUCCAUGUCCCUGCAGCGUGCGGGGCAUGCAGACGCGUCGCGCGGCGCCAUGAUGGCCGAUGCACACCUGCCCGUGUUUGUGCGCCGCGGGGGGCAUGUGUGGCAGUCUUUGGAGGAUGUGGAAAGCGAGGCGUUUGCCCUGCGCGACAUCCAUGCGAUGCUCGACGCGGCCGAUGCGACGUAUCUAGAGUGGGUCGUCGUUUCCGAUGUGCCGGUAGGAACGCAGCAGAGCCGUGCUUUGCGUCGGGAAACACUCCUUCCCAACAUUGCGCACACACUCCAGAACGCGAGUGGGAAAGAGUGCGUCUUGCCGAUUGUGCGUCUCGGCGACACGAACGACACCGUGGCGGAGGCGUUUGGGUGCGUUUUGCACACGCCCGAGACACAUGGCGAUGCGCUUAUCCGGCGGCUCACGGAGCGUCCUCUCCUCGAUGCCGCAGUGCACGGCGCACUGGACGCUGCACGCGAUCACAAAGCGCUGCCUGGCGAUGUGCACCAGCUCCAUACCUGGCGCGAUGGCUCUCUCUGGCUCCAACCAAUCAACCCCACCACGCGGUGGAACUUGCCCGAGGCGGAGCACACGCGCGUCUCCUGGGCGCUGGCGUUCGUGCGGCGCUUGGCCGUGCGUGCGUGGUCCUGUGUAAGGAAUGCUGACUCGAUCGACUUUACUGUCCUGCUCGCAGCCUACAUCCUUAUGCACGGCUCUUUUGUGCACCUGUACCUCUCCAUGCGGCGCUUCCCUUCGGGGUUCUGGCUCGCGAGCAGUGUGCUGCUCUCUGGCAUGUUUGCGGCCCUCUUUGCGCUGCUCACCGCCAAUGUACUGCACGUGUCGGUCGACCCUGUCCUCCUCACGGAAUCCAUUCCGUUUCUGGUGAUCAUUGUCGGCUUUGAGAAGCCGUACAUGCUCACCAAAGCCUUUUGCUCACACGCCUUUCCCACCGCCGCGCCCCAAGAACGCGACGUGCUCGACGGCGCGACGGCAGAGGAGCGUUUUGUCCAAGCGCUCACCAAGCGUGUACAGCAAGAGCAGGCGAUUGGCGCGGUGCCCUCGACGCCGAUGGCCGAGCUCGCCGCGCGUGCGAUCGCGCGCGCCGCCCCCGGCAUUGUGCGCGUGUAUGCGAUGGAAAUUUGCAUUCUGGUCGUGGGCGCGUGUUGUGGCAUCCGCGGCCUCUGCGAGAUUUGCCAGCUCGGUGCGCUCAUCAUUUUUUUCGACGCCUUGCUCCUCUUUACCUUUUUUGUCGCGAUCCUUUGCGUCGCGAUCGAGGUGCACAGGGUCCGGCUGCCGCACGGCGACGGCACCGAAGAAAAUGUUGUCAUUGAGCCGCCUGCAGAGCCCAAGCUUCAAAAAGUACACGCCAGGCCCCUGCCGUGGUACCGGCGCCUCUCGAACAUGGUCGAGCACCCCGUAACGCGACUGAAACUUUUCCUGCUCGUCACACUCGUUUCCUUGCACGCGCUCAACAUCCUGUCCACCUUUACGCUGCACACUGUAUUUUUGCGGCACCACACAACGCGCACGCCGACCUUGUACGACAAGGCAAUCUCUACCUCGUCCAUGUACAAUGUCGACUUGUUCAAUCCCGCACUGCACACAUUCCUCAAUGCGUACGCAUCCACGCAGCCACACGACGCCAAUCUCGUCAUGGCCGUCGCUUACCCCUCGCUCCUUGUCCUUGUCGACACCGGGGAAGAUGCGCAGCACGAUAUCCUGCUCCAAGCCGCGGUCAAUGCGAGCGGCAGCAUGCGCCGCGCGCCUUCCAGCGCAGUCUUUACCUGGUUUUCCACCAGCCGUCAGCGCCCCCUCUCUGCACUGGACAGUUUUAUGCACACAUGGACCGCCAUUGCGAGCGAUCCAGUGGUAGGCAAGUGGCUUUCGGUCGUGCUCGUGAUUAGCAUCUUUUUGAAUACCUUUCUGCUCAAAGGCAUCGCCACGCGCAACCCCGCUGUGAUUGAAGGCAACGCCGUGCGUGUCACAGCGCAGGCAGCGGCGCGGCUCGUGGGCGCACACCUGGUCGACCAUUGGAAAGCCGACGAAAAACCCACCAAGCCCAAUGUGCGGAUGGUGCCGCCGCCGGUGGUGGUGCCCGCGCCCGGAGACGACGCACCGCCGCGUCCGUUUGAAAUGGUGCGCAUGCUCUACGACGAUGGGAACGGCGUCCUAUCGCUCAACGACGAAGAAGUCAUUCUGCUUGUGCAGCGCGGCACGAUUCCCACGUAUACCUUGGAAAAAACUUUGCAAGACUUUUCGCGCGCGGUGCGCAUUCGCCGUGCGGUGCUUUCGCGCGCGAGCGCAACGCAGGCGCUCGAGCACAGUCAGCUCCCAUGUGCUGCGUACCAGUACGAGGAGGUGUUUGGCGCGUGCUGUGAGAAUGUAGUUGGGUACAUGCCGAUUCCCGUCGGGAUUGCGGGGCCGCUCGAGGUGGACGGACAGCUGAUUUUGAUCCCCAUGGCGACGACCGAAGGCACGCUUGUAGCCUCUACCUCGCGUGGCUGCAAAGCGCUCAAUGCCGGCGGCGGCGUCACUACUGUGCUUACCCAAGACGCCAUGACCCGCGGCCCUGUGCUCGACUUUCCGUCGCUCACCAGCGCUGCGCGCGCAAAACGCUGGCUGGACUCGAGCGCCGGCGCCGGCGAGGUCAAAAAAGCGUUUGAUUCCACGUCGCGCUUUGCGCGGCUCGCAUCGCUGCACUCGGUGCUUGCGGGCCGUACAUUGUUUGUGCGCUUUGCUACUUCUACCGGCGACGCCAUGGGGAUGAAUAUGAUUUCCAAAGGCGUCCAAAGUGCGCUGAGCAUGAUGCGCGACAAGCACUUUCCCGAGAUGGAGCUCCUGUCUCUCUCGGGCAACUAUUGUACAGACAAGAAGCCCGCUGCGAUCAACUGGAUCGAGGGGCGUGGAAAGAGCGUGGUGGCUGAAGCGGUCGUGCCGGGGCACGUUGUAAAGAAUGUGCUCAAGACGAGCGUGGAGGACUUGGUGCGGCUCAACCUUAAAAAGAAUUUGGUCGGCUCGGCCAUGGCCGGCUCCGUGGGCGGCUUUAAUGCACACGCCAGCAAUAUUCUCACCGCGAUAUACCUUGCUACGGGCCAGGACCCUGCACAGAACGUGGUCAGCAGCUCGUGCAUUACGCUCAUGGAGGCGACAAACGGCGGCGCAGACCUGCUCGUGAGUGUGAGUAUGCCUUCGAUCGAGGUGGGCACUGUCGGCGGCGGCACUGUGCUUUCUCCGCAGCGUGCCAUGCUCGAUGUCCUCGGCGUACGCGGCGCGAAUGCCGAGACGCCGGGCGCAAACGCACAGCGCCUGGCGCGAAUUAUCUCCGCCGCAGUCAUGGCCGGCGAGCUGAGCCUGAUGGGAGCGCUCUCUGCAGGACACCUCAUCCAGGCGCAUAUGAAACACAAUCGCAGUGCGCCAGGCACGCCAGGCACUGCGAGCCCUACCAAUACCAAAGGGUUGCAGUACCUGCCGACAAUGACCCCGCUUGUAGCUACCCCCAUUUACGCGCCAGAUGGCCAGAGCGGGUCCCCCGCCGAGCCCAGCGAACGCCCCGAGUAG